AGGGCCAUGCCUUAAAGGUACCUCGAAUUUUACUAGUCCCUUCGUUCAUCCUCACCUUUCUCCAUUUUUAAUCGCUGCCCCGAUGGCGACCCAACCUUUAGGCGAGGGUAAUCAGCAGCUGUGGGAUGAAGCUCUCAGUCGGAUUCUUAAUCUAUCCCGGGUGACGGUUAAGCGGAACGUCGAGUUGGAAAACACGGUUGCAAAGCUCCAAGCCGAGAUUGAGUUAUGGAAGGACCAUCACGCGACAAUGCAAAUGGAAGCAAAUGCGCAUAAAGUGCAGCUUGCGACGCUCAAUAAACAGGUUUCUAAUAUGGAUGUCUUUCGUGGGAGUCAAGAUCCACUCAUUCUUUGUGUUAUUAAUGGAAGCGCCUCAAUGUUCUGUACAAGCCUGCUCUCGCAAGGCUUUCGUGGCGGCAAUGAAGCGGCUAAGCAGCUGACCAAAGUUAUCGCGGAGUAUCUUGCCAAUGAGAGUGUACAGGUCGUACGAGGGCUAUCGUUUUGGGUUACUGUCUAUUUCAAUAAGUCGGAGGUUCUCAAUACUCUACUUGGUCAUGAGCUCUGCACGGAGGAGCAAUUUCAGUCCUUCUUAGCUGGCUUUAGCCAUGCAUCUCCGCGUUUCAUGGUCGUUGACGUUGGUUAUAAUACCGAAGAUGUCACUAUGAAAAUUCGAGAAUAUCUUCAGACUUAUGCUAAAUUACCUCUGACCCUUCGCAUGUUCUUCGGUGGUGUGCAGGAGCGGGAUAUUGCGUUUCUCCUUGAUGACCUGGCAAAAGAGCACCUCCUAGGCAAACUGGUGACGCUCAAAUCUGCAGGCGACUCCGGGAUGGCGCCGACCUUCUUCCUCCCUUCUUUACAAGAAGACAAUUUAUUCUUUAACAUGAACUCACUCCGGACUAUUCAGAAGCCGUCUCCGGGGCCUCUAACUGUGGGCCCCUUCAGCUCGGUCAUAACGAACGGAGGUCUUAUCAGCCCGCAGUCCCCCGAACGUGCUAUUGGUACAAGACUUAUUGAUCCGUCACUUCCUCUGCAUAAGCGUAUGUCUGGUCACCCUGGAACCCGCAUCUCAUUGACUGGUCACACAGAGUCACCGCCACCGUGUAACGAGCACUACCUAAUGACCUGCUCUAAAGGGAUUGCGGUGUGCAAGUAUUCGCACGAUUACAUCUUGACUCCGGAGCAGCUGGCCACACUGGCUAGCAAUGCUAAAAAAGCGCCAUGCAAUUGGCUUAAAAAUGGACUUCCAUGCCCAUACGGCGAGAGCUGUUGCUGGGGCCAUGUUUGCCCCAAUGGGCCCAAGUGUUUCCACCUGAGCAAGGGCAAGUGUUGGUUUAAAGGAGAAUCGAUGCACUCGCCUACAUCGCCUCGCGCAUAAUGAGCGAAUUGGACAGCAGGUUCUGGACAGCAGGCGGU
Molecule: messenger RNA, 1410 nt
Organism: Guyanagaster necrorhizus
Lineage: Eukaryota; Fungi; Basidiomycota; Agaricomycetes; Agaricales; Physalacriaceae
Exons: 11
Coding region: 83-1372 (429 amino acids)
Molecular function (GO): metal ion binding
Source: RefSeq, a predicted model, not a curated record